AUGAAUUGGCUCGGCCUCCUCGUCCUGCUGACCGUGGCCGGGCUGGCACAGAGCAUCCAGUACACCUGUGGAUGGACUUGUGGCCUCCGACCCAUGGUGUCUCACUCUGGGUACAAGAGUCGUGACGACGGCACAACACGUAUCGUUGGUGGUGCAGAUGCCAAGCCAGGGGCCUGGCCCUGGAUUGUCAGCAUCCAGCAUCCGAAGAUACCAGGCACAAAGCAUUUCUGUGGAGGGUCUCUCAUUAGUGCAGAGUGGGUCCUCACAGCAGCCCACUGCUUUGACCUCAUUUUUAACACCAGCAUGGUGUAUGUGUUGAUUGGGGCCACCCAGUUGACUCAGCCGGGCCCUGGGGCACAAGUCCGUCAAAUUAAGAAGUUACUGCGUCAUGAAAACUAUCAGAGACGUGACAUGAGCAAUGACAUUGCCUUGCUGGAACUGAGCAAGCCUGUCCAGUGCAGCCCUUACAUCCAGCUAGCCUGUGUGGCCGACGCUAUCUUAGGGUUUUCAGUGUCAGAGGAGCAUAACUGCUGGAUUGCUGGCUGGGGUGCCACCAAUGCAAAAGAUAAAACCCCGAGGGAUCACCUGCAGGAGGCCAUGGUACGCCCUAUCAAUAUCCAGCUGUGCAAUGGCACCUUCUGGUACUCAGGGAAAAUACACACCCACAAUGUGUGUGCUGGUUACCCACAGGGCCUGAUUGACACCUGCCAGGGUGACAGUGGUGGUCCUCUCAUGUGCCAAGACAACCAUGCUGAUUACUGGUGGGUUGUUGGAGUGACCAGCUGGGGAAAAAGCUGUGGUAGAGCAAGGCGGCCCGGAGUCUACACCUCUGUUCAGCACUUCUAUGACUGGAUUCUGGCCCACAUAAGCACAAAAAAUGUUUAAAGUGCUUUUUGACCACUAGGAUGGGCAGCCUCAAAGGCAUGCUGCAGUGCACAGCGAGUGUUUCCUGCUGGAGCAAUGCCUGCUGAUCCAAAGGCAGCCUCAGGGUCAAAACCCUGCUCUGUCCUGACCACACUCCUCUCCUCUGUGCACACAC
Messenger RNA from Haemorhous mexicanus (house finch), 1039 nucleotides. RefSeq names its product acrosin-like. NCBI's taxonomy places the organism in Eukaryota, Metazoa, Chordata, Aves, Passeriformes, Fringillidae. The transcript is spliced from 5 exons. Gene Ontology annotation, biological process: proteolysis; acrosome reaction. Gene Ontology annotation, molecular function: serine-type endopeptidase activity. The record is from RefSeq and is a predicted model, not a curated record. Bases 1 to 885 code for a protein of 294 amino acids.